CUCGAGAAACCUAAGACAGCAGACGCUUAACCUCAAAAUCAAGUGAAUUAAAGAAAAAAAAUGAUGUUGCAAAGCUUCUUCGUUAUCCUGGUUCUGUGCGGAUUGGUGCUACCAACACUGUCACUGACUCAAAAGGUACUAUUUCUCAUUUCACAAGCAAGCUAUGUUUGCUAACUGAGCAAUUCUGGUCUCAUCUCUUUUGGUUAUCAUACAACUUUUCACAUUUAAAGUAUUUUUCUAGCAUAAAAUAGAAAUACUUCAUCGACGACAAAGUCUGAAUAACUGUAAACAAAUUACCUAAACACAAAACAAGUGUAACUCCUAAGAUAUAUAUAUAUAUAUAUAUAUAUAUACAGGGUGUAUAAAAAAAAACGCAACCUCGGAAUUUCCUAAGAAAUUACUUUGCAAUUCUUAAGCAUAAAAGAUUUUAAGCCCCUGGGAAUUGAAAUCGAAUUGCUAAUAGAUCUUAUUACUGUUGUUGUGCAUUAAAUAAAUGCAUAAAUUUUGCUUUAUGCACUCGCGUGUGCAAUAAUUUUGACAGUUGUGCUAUUUUAAAUUCCCAUAUAUAUAUAUAUAUAUAUAUUUAUAUCUGAUAAAACACUCCUACAAGUGCUUUAAAUGGCUUAAAAAACGACUGAUCUUAUAUGAGUUCAUUGGCGAAGUAAUUUUUAAAAUAAACUUUGUCUAAACCGACAAAAUCAAAGCUAAAGUUUAUGUAAAUUAACAUGAUUUUUUUUUGGAGCGUUUAAUUAAUUAACUAUUCAAGGUGUAUAGCCAUGCCUGCACAUUCUUUCACUGUAAAUUCAAAAGAAAGUUCUGGGGUUCUGAACUCUUUUGAAUUAACAGUGCUGAAACGGAAAUCCAUAUACAGCUAUCUAGGGUGUAUAAAAAAUAACUAUUGUACGUAAAUUACUCGGCGUAUGAACCAAAAAUUUUCAUAGUCGGAAAGAUCAGGCUUUUAGCUAUUGAAUGGCAUGUUUGUCAUGCCAAGUGGAGAAAAAAUAAGCAAAUAUUAGUCCAAUAAAAAAUGUUAGUCAGAAUCGCAUAUUUUCACCUCUGUGCCUAAUUAAUCACGAACUUAGGCCCGGUUUAGACGCCGUGCUUCUCAUGAGCCGAACUUAAUGUUAAUUAACUAAGUUCUUUGUUUAAGCUCAUUUGCAUUAAGUUCGGCUCAUGAAAAGCACGGCGUCUAAACCGGGCCUUACAUACAUACAUACAAAACUCUGAGGGGCAUGAAAUUACCUAUUUACAAGAAAUUAACUAUUUAUACAAAUACAGAAUUUUGGUUAUAAGGUUAUUGGUAAUUGGUAAUAAGGGGAAAGGUCUAUUGCCAAUUUCCACCUAUCGAGGAAAGUGUGCUUGCAGGUACAUGUAUGUACGAAUUUCCGUUGCAGCAGCGUGAAUUCAAAAGAGUUCAGAAGCCGAGAACUUUCUUUUGAAUUUACAGUGAAAGAAUGUAUCAGAAUGGCCAUGCACCUUGAAUAAUGAAUUAAACACUCCAAGUAGUAUUACAUAUAAUAAUAUACAAAUAAUGAAUGUCUAUGAGUGCAAUGGAAAGAAUAUUUUCAUGAGGUGAAAGAUGGAAUGUUCCAUUCAACGAGGCGACAGCCGAGUUGAAUGGAACAUUCCAUCUUUCACCUAAUGAAAAUAUUCUUACCAUUGCACGAAUAAACAUUCAUUAUUUGUUUUAUAUAAUACCAAAAUAGACUGAAUAGAUUCGUAUGAGAAGCAUUUUGACGGAUGCGAUUUAUCGAAAACACAAAGAGUGCAAUGGAAUAAAACGUAUAGUACAAUUGCACUCGCAUUCCAUUGCACUCUUGGGAAAUGGAAUUUUCUAUUCAAUAUCACGUGACCAUAAACAGCCAAUUAAACGAUCAGAAUUCAAUAAGGUAUUAUUGAAUUCUUAUUGAAUUAUUGAAUUCAAUAAGGUAUUAUUGAUCAGAAUUCAAUAAGGUAUUAUUGAAUUUCUUGGUUUAAACCCAAGAAUUGUUUAAACUAUAUAUAUAUAGUUUUUCGUUUUACCUCAAAAAAACAACAACAGUCUGUUUCAUCCGUAUAGGAAACCACCUGACGAUUCCUAUACGGAUGAAACAGACUGUUAAUUGUGGGUUUUUUUGAGGUAAAACGAAAACCUAUAUUACGCUCUAUAUCUAUACAUAUGCUUUUGAGCACUGUAUGUAUGUAUAUAUACGUCUUUUUUAACAGCCUGUUCGAACCAACACAUAUAAUAAACCCAAGAAUUGUUUGGAAUUUUUAAAACUUGGCUACAAUUCAGAUGGAUACUACCGUAUAUACAUUGGAAACACUGUUCAUACAGUCUACUGUGAUAUGAAUUCAGAAGGUGGAUCUGCCUGGACACUAAUUAUGUCAUAUGCUCUUGAAAGCAACAAAAUGUCAGAAUUUAAGAGAAAACCGUUGCAGGUGAGAUCACGUACAUUAUACAAAUGAAUUUCAUUUAGAACUGAUAAAGUACUCAAUAUAGUGACUACAGACGUACAUGUCAUGUCCUUCAUGGCGUUUAUCUUCGGCUGUAAGAAAGUCAAACCAUAUAUAAAGACUAUAUAGAAGGGCACUCCGUUUACUUCGCCAGGCAAGUAAGAUUACACAUGCAAAAAUCUCACAUCUUGUAACAACUGAAGUCUGCUAACAAGCCGUCAACAAGUUGUGUUCGCACUGCUUGUUAAUACUGACUUGUAACAACCUUGUUGAUAUUAUCAGACUUGUUGCAAGGUUGUUCCAACAAGUCCGAUGCAGUCAUGAUAUAUAACAAUUAUAUUGUUACAACCUUGUGUGGUCAACCUUGUAACAUUCUUGUUAUAUCAUGACUGUAUCAGACUUGUCAGAACAACCUUGUAACAAGUCUGAUAAUGCCAUCAAGCUUGUUACAAGUUGUUAACAGCUUGUUCCAAACUUGUUACAACAACUGGGUACAUGCAAGCAGUGCGAAAACUUGUGAACAGAUUUGUAACACUGACUUAUGCGUUUUUACGUGUGUAGCCUGCAAGCCAGAGAUCCACUGACCAGCGAGCCAGAACACCCGCGCGAGAGCUGGGCGUAGGCGGCGGAGUGAACUGGAAGCCAAGGAUUGCAGAAUAUAUAGUACGUCACUUUUUGGCACUUAAAGGGUAAUGGCAAUAAAAUUUUUUAUUGCUUUAUCUGAAAGAGCAUGAAAAAAUAAGUCGAUUGGCCGUUUACUGCUCUAUUCUAUCUCAUCUGGUUCCGAAGUUAUGCGCAAAAAUGUGCAAAAUAUAAAUUGCUGAUUCAGCACAACGUGUGACGUCAUUGGUAGGGUAAGUAUGUUUAAUGAAUAGUAAACUGAAGCAUAGCUCAGUUAUUAUUGGCUCAAAUCAAAUGACAUUUUGCAUACAGAUAGUACAUGAUGAGACGCAUGGGAAAAUACUUCUAAUUUUGUUGUCAAGGCAACGCAGUCGUUCCCAGGCCCCUUACACUGAUUUUGAAUAACUAGUUGCAUUUAUCUAUGUGUAUGUCAUUUUCGAAUUAUUAUCAUGCAAGUAAACUUUUCGCAUGCAUAGGUAUGGUACACAUACUUCUGACAUUAUUUUAUUCUUAUAAGUACCAUGAAUAAAGCCGUUUUAUAAAAUUGGCGCAAGGGGCCUGGGAACGACAUUGUUACCUUGGCAACAAAAUUAGAAGUGUUUUUCAAUGCGUCUCAUCCUGUACAAUCAGUAUCCAAAAUUUCAUUUGAUUUGGUCCCAUAAUAACUGAGCUAUGCUUCAGUUUAGUAUUCAUUAAACAUACUUACCCUACCAAUGACGUCACACGUUGUGCUGAAUCAGCAAUUUAUAUUUUGCACAUUUUUGCGUAUAACUUCGGAACUAGAUGAGAUAGAAUAGAGCAGUAAACGGCCAAUCGAUUUAUUUUUUCAUGCUCUUUCAGAUAAAGCAAUAAAAAAAUUUAUUGCCAUUACCCUUUAAGCUACAGGGUGUUGCCCAAUGGACCUAUUACCUAAUGAACAAAAUUUUGAUCUAGACAAAGUCUAGACAAAAAUUUCAUCACAGCUUGAAAGAGCAUCACAAAAUUAGUAAUAUUCCGAAGUUUCGUUGCGAAAUGUUGUAAAAUGCGUUGAGUAUAGCCCUGCGAAGUUUGCCGUGUUUCAGUCAUUUUGUAUUACGCACGGGAAAUUGAUACCUUUUUUCAGAAAGCGGUAUCAAUUUCCCGUGCGUAACACAAAAUGACUGAAAAAGGCAAACUUCACAGGACUAUAUUAUCCGCAUUUUACAACAUUUCGCAACGAAACUUUGGAAUAUUAAUAAUUUUGUGAUGCUCUUUCAAGCUGUGAUGAAAUUUUUGUCUAGACUUGUCUAGAUCAAAAUUUUGUUCAUUAGGUAAUAGGUCCAUUCCGUCACAAGCCAUGCACAGAGGCUAAUGAUACACACGCUCGACAACUAAUGCACAUGGGUUAGUUUUUGUGAGGGAGUACCACUAUUAGAUCAGUGGGGAGUACCCGAACAUCUACCCUGGUUGCCAGAGGUUCUCGUAUCUUUCGCCUAAAUACGAGCGGGAAUAAGGCGAAAGAUACGUCGAGAACCUCUGGCAACCAGGGUAACGGACAUCGAUCUCAGUGUGCAAGGAUGUUGCCCAAUUCAAAUAAUACUAAAUAUACCCUACCCUUGACAUACAGUGCUUACUCUUUUCUUUUGAAGGCUAACGCCCCAGUGAACGAGUUGUCUCCCAACUGGAACGCAUACCGCAUGGCUGUGACGGGAAUGAAACACCUUGCCUCUCUCUCUACUCACUGGCGAGCUACCUGCGACUUUCCGAACUAUGGCGUUGAUUACACCGACUAUGUGAGAGGAAAAUUCUCCGAUUUCGACAUCAUGACAUAUCGGGGUUCUGGCGCUUGCAAGAAAAUUGAAUAUGUCGACAUUCGAGGUAAUCGAUGCGUCCAUUGCACUGCCGGGUGGUGGCAAGAAUCGGGAAGAAGAAGUCCCCACAUGGUUAGUUCAUAUUCAGGGUGUCAGUUUAAUGGGAGAGCCGGUGCAGUACGAGGCGAAGAUAAUUUCAACUACUACGACGAUUUUAACAAAAAGUUCCGUUGCUCGUCCAGCCCUAAAGCAACAACAAAUUGGUGGUUUGGUGGAUAUCUUUAAGAAACAAACGACCGAGCUUUUCAAGGAAAAUAAAAACUUGUAGUUUUUCUGAUUAGAUAAUUUCAUUGCCAAUAUAUAUCCUUAUCGUAAGCCAAUUCUUGUAAUUUUGAUUUUGAAAUCAUAAAACUACAUAUUACAUCAAAUUCUGCAGUGCUUUUCAUUUUUAAGAAUUUAUAAAAUAUAUCCUUGGAUUUCAUAUGACGUCACAGAAGUGACGGGGGGUGGGGGGGCGGUCAACUCUAAAACAAAACACAGUUAUCAGAGUGAGUCGAUUGUUGGUUUUAUGUAUUAGCCUUGUGUUUGGUGGCAAAUAAAUGGAAUUUCGUAUUAUUUUCUCACUCCAGUACAGCAUAAGCAUCAAUACAUUUGAGGUUGACCCCCCGUCAAAUUCACUGCAUAAUGCCGUAGUGAAACCCAAGAAUUCCAUCACAUAUAAAGUAUCUACAGGCAAAUUAUCGCUCCAAAUGGUGCAGUGAAGUCAAUUACUCUGUUCUAUUAACAUUAGCAAGAUAACUACAUAUACUAUAUAUCUUAAUUUGUUUCAACGUUUUUCUUUUUAUAUACUUCUGAGCAUUUUAUACAUAUACAUAGAUAUUUUUACAGUAUAUUAUAAAUAAAUCAAUGACAACAAUUCUGUCACAUAUAAAUACCAAUGACACACACGUUUAUGUGAAAUGCAUUUCUUAACGAGGACACACGCAUUAGCAAUUGCAAGAAAACACAGUUGAGUUGGUAGAAUGUUGUGAUAGGCCUUUCAAAAUAGGGCGUUAACUCUCCCCUCGUAUCUGUACAUAAUUUCCUCUAUUAAGCGCACUUGGGGCUUAUUUUCUCUACUGGGUCUGGACUGGAGACUUAUCAAAAAGGGGGCUAAAUAAAUUUUCACUUUCUUUAAAAAGAUAAUGUUUCCAAAUUUAUACGGUAUCGUGUGACCGUAUGGUUUAACACUGUUACCCAUCUUAAGGUCAUGUUAUACACAAGGCAAUUUUUUGUGCAUCUUGCAAUGCAAUUUCUUUCUGAAAAAAAAACUUUGCAGGUUGCAUUGAAGUGUCACACCAGUGCAAGUUGUUUUGCAACCGGCAUAAAUAUCUGUUCCGUUUCGUGUUGGUUUAUCUUCAAAGACAUGCAGGGUACGUAUACAAGUUAAGAAAAGUAAGGGUUUUCAAGGCCAGAAAUCAGUAAAAAAAAGGGCCUUAAUUGAUCCUUGUCACUGUACUGAUGUCGAAAAUGCUAUCAACUCAACUGCAUAUAUCCAUGCAUGAGGGCAGUGUGAUUCGUUGCAAACACAAACCAUCUGAUCCAAAACAUGCACCACAGCAAUCCAAUCACACAUCUAGCAAGAAACAUCCUUCAUUAGGAAGGCGUCAACGACCUCUGUAGUACAACUGUCUUUGAGGAAGGCUCUGCAGGAAACAAACCGUGCGGAGACUCCAACUUCUGGUUGAGAACCUUGCUUGCCGCAGCUAGUUUCGACGUCGUGGAAAGGCUCUUUGGUAGUCGUAAUGAUGUAUCUUCAAAUGAUACUGAUACUGAAGUUGACAAGGUGCUGGCUAAGGAAGUUCCUUCUUCACUUUGUCUACUUUCACGUUUCUGUUUGCGCCAUUUUGCACGACGAUUCUUAAACCACAC
Messenger RNA from Paramuricea clavata, 6737 nucleotides. The record is from the annotation of a GenBank genome assembly. Lineage: Eukaryota; Metazoa; Cnidaria; Anthozoa; Malacalcyonacea; Plexauridae.